Symbiodinium sp. CCMP2456 is the source of this 1894-nucleotide messenger RNA. The record is from the annotation of a GenBank genome assembly. NCBI's taxonomy places the organism in Eukaryota, Dinophyceae, Suessiales, Symbiodiniaceae.
GUUGCUCUUGGGCCUACAGUACUACCUGGUGGUGACCUGCAUCAUCCAAUAUAGGUGCCCAAGCCUCUGCUUCGCGCUCAUCGCCGGCUUCAACUCCGGAGGUCUCGUCUUGGCGACCCUCGACCUGGCGGGGAUUGGUGUCUUGAAGGUGAUCUUUUUGCAAGCGCUCGGGUCCGUCCCCGUUUGGAUUGCUUCGAUCAGCCUGGUGAUGGCGAAGAAGUCAGAUGAAGGCAUCCCGCUACAGACGGAGGAUUACCCGGCCGCUCCUCUGGCCUACUUCCUGAACCUGCUCUGGUUCGAGGGGCUUUUGUGGGUGGCCUGGCCAAGCCAGGAUGAGGCCGCCCUCCCGCGGCUCUUUCGUUCGGUGAUCUUCCUGGAUGUCUUCGAGGACGCUGGCACCGUCGCGGUCGAGGCCGAGCCCCAGGCGCUCCAAAAGGCGCUGACGCGGCAGGCGACCAUGAGCCUGCAGAGCACGAAGGCAGCACCGGAGCCUCUGGACGGAGCCGAAGUUCGUCGAGUGGAUCGAGCACUCUUUUUGGCGCAUUCAGCGCUUCGGCGUUGGGAGGCCCUGCCGCGGAUGAACAGCUUCAAUGAGGACAUGCGCAACGAAAUUCAGCGGUUAAGGCGCGACUUCAACCUCUGGCACGAGACUUUCCUCGGGGAACUGUCCAAGCGGAACAAGGUGGAUCCAGACACCGUGCUGCCGAUGGACCUGCGUUCUUGGCACGAGCUGAAUGACGAAGAGAAGAAGGAGCUAGAUCCCUUCUCGGGUGCAUUGCUCGGGCCGUUUCGUGGGGCGGACAGCCAAGCCUUCUACUACAACCUGGAGGGGCAGACCAUCGACGAAGCUCCCCACGAGGACAGCGAGGUCCUUGGGCUGGACCAAGUCAGAGACCAAGUGGAGGCCGCAGAGCGGGCUGUGCAGAAACUCCAAGGCCCUGGCGCCAACAACUUCAGAUACAGCAGUAGCAGUGAUUCUGACUCCGACUCCAGUGACGGCCCGAAGAGAGGCAAGAGCUUCGUGUUCACCGGCAACAAGAAGCCUUGGAUGCCAUCCUUGGAUCACACACCACACCUGCAGAGACUGCCGUGGAAGGUGCUCUUCUACUGCACACGAAGCCUCCAGGUUGGCUGGCUCCUGAUGACUGUCAUCUAUGUUCUGGAACUUUUCGGCCUCUUCGAGCUCAAUGUCCAGGUCGACAAGCAGAAAGAAUCCAUUGCAGAAGCGCUGGAGGAGAUGGAGGAAGAAGGGCACGAAAUGGCGGAGGAGAUGGUCGACCAUGGCGAGAGGCGGCUCGGCCAAAGGCGCCUCCUGGGCCUCCUGCCCUGGGGCCGCCCUGAGCCGGACUUCGUCUUCCGUAGGUGGCCCGCGCCGUGGCCCUCGGCUCUCAUUCGCCCGGACGCCCUGCACUGGUCUGCCGGGGAGUUGGUCAUCGGCACCCCAUACCAACUCUACCGGGCCGUACCUGGCAGCAACAGCUCCUGGCCUCUGCGUCGGAUAGCCGCCCUGCAGCCGAAGGAGGACUUCGCUGUGGGUGAGGUGCCGCUGUGUGAGGAGGCCGGGAGCUGCCUGAAGGCCACGCUCUCCGAGGGAUUCCUCCGUCUCAGUCUCUCGGGUGCGGGCUCCGAGUCGGCAGUGGUAAGGAUAUCGGGGUCCCCAUGGAGAAAUCUUGCAGGGAUCCAGGUCCCGUGUGAGUCGCUGCAGACGAUGCUAAGUGCAGCACAGCCCGAACCUGUGCAGGGACGGUGCCUUCUGAUUGCCGGCUGGGAUGGUGCGAGGCUGCCUGUCGCCGUGAUUCGGCGCCCGAUGCCUGGAGAACAGUGGCCCGAAGUUGUGCAUCCUUUCUUUGACGUGCCCUUCAAGAUCCCCGCCGGACGGCCUGGCGCUCUUGAG